Molecule: messenger RNA, 650 nt
Organism: Rubroshorea leprosula
Lineage: Eukaryota; Viridiplantae; Streptophyta; Magnoliopsida; Malvales; Dipterocarpaceae
Source: the annotation of a GenBank genome assembly
UGUAAAAAACCCAAAAUUUUUAUAUUGAAAACUUCAAUUUUCCUUCCUCAGAUUUGUAACUUCUUGUUUAUCAAUUCGAUAAUUGAAGAUUUUUCCAUCCACAUUAGAGAAAAAUAAAAAAAAAAAACGAUCUGUUCUUCCUCUUUCACUUUCUCUCUUUUACCUCUCCUUUUCCUUUACCUCUGCAAACGCUAAAACUUGAAAGUAUAUUACGAUCCCACUUCUCAACACCAUUGAUUCUCGUUUCUCGAUCUCCAUUUAAAACCCAGCCAUGGACUCUCUUACCAUAAACAAAAAAAGCAUUUUCUACAAAAAUUCUCGAAUCUUCCUCUUCCAAAAUUGAAUAUGUAAUCUCAGUUAGGUUCUCAACCCAACAAAAAUAUGUAAUCUCAAAUUUGUUAGGUUCUCAAGCUCAGAUAUGGGUUUUCGAGAACCCAGAUCUGGGUUGAGAACCAACCCUAAAUCAAUUUCUUAUAUCUCAAACAUUCUCUCCUUUUCCUCUCCACCUUUGGUUCUUCCUGAAUCAAUCUCCAUACCCUUUGUUUCACCUACUUCCACGGUCGGUUUUAGAUCAUUUCCAUUCGAGUGAAGCCACGACAAUUGAUCUCCAGCACUGGAUUGUCAUGGUUCAAGAAAAAUGGAAAAAUGGA